This is a messenger RNA of Endocarpon pusillum Z07020, 1011 nucleotides long. RefSeq lists its product as uncharacterized. Bases 1 to 1011 code for a protein of 336 amino acids. Lineage: Eukaryota; Fungi; Ascomycota; Eurotiomycetes; Verrucariales; Verrucariaceae. The transcript has a single exon. The record is from RefSeq and is a predicted model, not a curated record.
AUGGGUGAUGACUAUGCAAAGGAAAGGGCGAGCUUGAGAGCCCAGGCCAGACGUCGAGAAGAAGAAGCUGCCCGGCAAUUUCUAGAUGAAGACAUCUUCAGCAUCCGUCUGGAGAGUCGCCAAUCACCAAGACCAGUACCGCAACAACAGUCCCCACACUUUGAACCCAUACCACGAAUCUCUCAACUCCGGCUAGACGCAGCUUCUCCUUCUUCUCGACAGGCACAGCUGGCUGGCUCCUCUGCAAGUUCGUUGCAGAGUGGCAGUCCGCUCCCCGGCCAGAGACACGCAUCCGCCACCUUUUCUCCAGGCUCUUCCUAUGAUGACAGUCCUUCUUUCCAGCGCGGACGACCCACCGGCUCUUCGGUGGGUGUCAGCCCAUCUUAUUCCCGGCAGGGACAACUGGCUGGAGCCUCUUCAGAUUCUUCUCCGGAAGAAGGAGGAUGGACCAGCCCAUCAUCUUGGCUCACCAGUCUCAUCCCGGGUGGGCAGCAAGUCACAGACCACUUUUGGUCUCAUCACGUCCCAGAUUGCCACUGCUUCCGCUGCCGUCCAGCAUAUUACACUCCCACGGGUGACUAUAUCAUGAAACCUAUUGUCGAAUAUUUCCGAGGUCCAUGUCCCAUGGGCUGUACGUGCCCGUACUGCCUAGAGCAAAGAUCCAGAUGGAAAGCGCAAAACAAGUGUCGAAACGAUGGUCACAAGUUAGAGAGGCCCCUGCAGUGCAAGUCACGCUUCUGUGCGUGCAAGAUCGGAUGUCAGGAAUAUUCAUGCAUCAAAUGCGAGCCCAGAGCGCCUGAGAAUCCGAUCCUUCGACAUCUGGUGGCAACGCAAUCUCCUGCUGCAAGCCAAGCAUCUGGUGAUCGUAGUGAUGCUUCUCCGAGUGGGACUCCGAAAAGCCGGGCAAGCAGAAACUCAGCUACUGCGGAUCAGGAUCAGAGUGUCGUCAGCCGCGGUGAUGCCUUGCAAAGUCGCCUGUCGACUGACAAAAUACGACGGCGCAAGAAGUAA